Messenger RNA from Passer domesticus (house sparrow), 634 nucleotides. RefSeq names its product vesicle associated membrane protein 8 (gene VAMP8). Gene Ontology annotation, molecular function: SNAP receptor activity; syntaxin binding. Lineage: Eukaryota; Metazoa; Chordata; Aves; Passeriformes; Passeridae. Gene Ontology annotation, biological process: vesicle fusion; SNARE complex assembly; vesicle-mediated transport. The transcript has 4 exons. The record is from RefSeq and is a predicted model, not a curated record. Bases 222 to 572 code for a protein of 116 amino acids. Gene Ontology annotation, cellular component: mucin granule; plasma membrane; SNARE complex.
CGGAACCGGGAUCCGAACCAGGACCCCCGGCCCGCCCCAAGCCCCCCGGGCCCGCCCGGGCUCUGCGCGACCCCCGCCCCGCCCUGACCCCCCUGACCCCGCCGCGCCCCCGGCCCGCCCCGGGCCCGCCCCCGGCGGUGCCGCCGCUCCCGGAAGCCCCGGGCAGGCGGGGCGGGUCCGGGGCCGCCGCGGGAGCGGAGCCGAGCGGGGCCGGACGGACCAUGGCGGGGGUCCCAGGGUGCCCCCUGACCGUGCCCCGUGCCCAGGCGGGGGUCCCGGACGGCGCGGGGGGCGCGGGGCGCGUGCGGGCGCUGCAGCAGGAGGUGCAGGGCGUCACCACCAUCAUGAGCCAGAACGUGGAGAGGAUCCUGGCCCGGGGAGAGAACCUGGAGCAGCUGCACAGCAAGAGCCAGGACCUGGAGGCCACGUCGGAGCACUUCCGCACCACGUCCCAGAAGAUGGCCCGGCGCUACUGGUGGAAGAACGUGAAGCUGCUCGUCAUCCUCGGCCUCGUGGGCGUCAUCGUCCUCAUCCUCAUCAUCCUCCUGGCCACCGGCACCAUCCCCACCUAGAGCCACUGUCCCCACGGGGACACGGCCACCCCCGGGCACCAAUACAGAUGGGGGGAGCCCAG